AGAAAGAGAAGAAGCUAGCAUUGAUGCUUCCCAAUCCAGCACGCAGAAAAAUGCCUCUGUAAUUGUAAACCCUCACCUACCUCUGUAAAAAAGUUAAAAAAAUUGUUCCCAUUUCCUGAAUAAAUUGAGAAAUUCCAGUUGUCUGGUUGUUACAAACGUUUAUUGAAAAUUUAAAUAGGUUUGGUGGUGAAUAAAGAAAAAUAGUUUUUUGUCGGAAAUUUUUUGUGUUACAUUGAUUUUGUUUUUUUCCUUAAACUGUUACCUUACCACUGUCAUUUUAAUUUCUGUUCAUAAUUGCUCUGUUUCUGGGUUUGAAUCACGUUAUGCAUUUUUCUUUUAAUAUUUAUUUAUUUAGAGAAAAUGAAAAGAAAAAUUGUGAAUCGAAGUAUCAAAGUUGAAAAUGACGUGUUGAGCUGUUUCUCUUUCAAAAUCCACUUUCAUGUUUCAAUAUUUCACUCCCUGAAACCCCGUUUGUGAGAAAGUGUUGUUUUGUUAGCGUAUGAGUUUGCUCCUAAUGUCACAAUGUUUUUGAGACGCAUUGCUUUGCUUUCUUCCUCCACGCGUCUGUCACCGCUUUCAUUUUGUUUUCUGACAACAAUGAGAUCAAGGUUUUAGUCUUUUACUACUACUACUACUACCCUUUUAUGAUUUGUUUUGUUUUUUGAGAUAAAGGAGACAUUUUGGUUGGAAAUAAGGGUGGGAACUGAAAAGUGAGGGUUUGUUUUAUGUUUCUUGAGGUGGGUUUGUGAGAUCAGGUCUAGAAAUGGCACCUUUGUUUGAUUGGGGGGUGAAGGAACCACAGAGAGGAACCCCAGUGGUGGUGAAGAUGCAGAAUCCUAAUUGGUCUAUGGUUGAACUUGAGGGUCCUUCUGAUGAAGAUUUACUCAUCACUGACCCUUCUUCAGCUGGGUCAAGAGAUAAAGGAAGAGGCAAAAAUGCUAAGCAGCUCACUUGGGUGCUUCUCCUUAAAGCUCAUAGAGCUGCUGGUUGCUUAACCUCCAUUGCUCCUGCAAUGCUGGGUCUGGUUUCGGCUGUGAAGCGCCGCGUGGCUUCGGGGAGGACGGAUGUUGAUGCGGAUAGUGAGGGUGGCGGAGGCAGGGAGAAGGAGAAUCCUACUGUGAAGAGCAGAUUCUAUUUGUUCAUCAAGGUGUUUUUAUGGUUGUCUGUGAUUCUGUUGUGUUUUGAGGUGGCUGCUUAUUUUAAAGGUUGGCAUCUUCAGUUGGAGUAUUUGUUUUGGGCACCUGCAUUUUGGGUUAAGGAUUUUUUCGGUUGGGUUUACGCGCUGUGGGUUUUGAUUCGUGUGGAGUAUCUUGCUCCUCCAUUGCAGCUCCUGACCUAUGCUUGUAUUGUGCUGUUCCUUAUUCAGAGUUUGGAUAGGUUGGUUCUUUGUUUAGGUUGUUUUUGGAUCCGGUUUAAGAAGAUCAAGCCUGUUCCGAAAGACGGUGCUGUAGAUCUUGAAUCUGGAGAGAAAGGUUUCUGCCCCAUGGUACUAGUGCAGAUCCCUAUGUGCAAUGAGAAAGAGGUUUAUCAGCAAUCAAUUGCUGCUGUCUGUAAUUUGGAUUGGCCUAAGUCCAAGUUGUUAAUUCAAGUUCUUGAUGAUUCUGAUGAUCCUACAACACAGUCGUUGAUCAACGAGGAGGUCCAAAAAUGGCAGCAAGAGGGUGCCAACAUUUUGUACCGGCACCGGGUGAUCAGGGAUGGGUACAAGGCCGGUAAUUUGAAAUCUGCAAUGAAUUGUAACUAUGUGAAAGACUAUGAGUUCGUUGCAAUUUUUGAUGCCGAUUUCCAACCUACCCCAGAUUUCCUUCGAAAAACUGUUCCUCAUUUUAAGGAUAAUGAUGAAUUAGGACUUGUUCAAGCAAGAUGGUCCUUUGUGAAUAAGGAUGAGAACCUGCUAACAAGGUUGCAGAACAUUAAUUUGUCCUUCCAUUUUGAGGUGGAACAGCAAGUCAAUGGGAUUUUCAUCAAUUUCUUUGGGUUCAAUGGAACGGCUGGAGUGUGGAGAAUAAAGGCUUUGGAGGAUUCUGGUGGUUGGUUGGAGAGGACCACCGUGGAGGACAUGGACAUUGCCGUUCGAGCUCAUCUUCAUGGCUGGAAAUUUGUUUUCCUCAAUGAUGUUGAGUGCCAAUGUGAGCUACCCGAAUCUUAUGAAGCUUACAGGAAACAGCAGCAUAGAUGGCAUUCUGGGCCAAUGCAAUUGUUCCGCCUUUGUUUGCCUGAUAUCAUAAGGUCCAAGAUAAGCAUAUGGAAGAAAUUCAAUAUGAUAUUUCUGUUCUUUCUCCUUAGAAAACUGAUAUUACCAUUCUAUUCAUUCACCCUUUUUUGCAUAAUACUGCCUAUGACAAUGUUUGUCCCGGAAGCUGAGAUUCCGGCAUGGGUUGUUUGUUACAUCCCUGCUGCCAUGUCAUUUCUCAACAUUCUUCCUGCUCCAAAAGCUUUCCCUUUCAUUGUUCCUUAUCUCCUAUUUGAGAACACCAUGUCAGUUACCAAAUUCAAUGCCAUGAUCUCUGGCCUGUUCCAGCUCGGGAGUGCAUACGAGUGGGUGGUUACUAAAAAAUCCGGCCGUUCCUCGGAGGGUGAUCUGGCUUCAUUGGUUGAGAAAGGGCCAAAGCCUCAAAGAGGAGCCUCAGCACCUGAUCUCGAGGAAAUGAAAGAGGAAUUUCGAAGGCAGGAGGAGGAGGAAAAGGGGUCUAGGUCUAAGAAGAAGAAAAAGCAUAACAGAAUAUAUAUGAAGGAGCUUGCUUUGGCCUUUCUACUUCUAACAGCCUCAGCUAGGAGUCUCCUCUCUGCUCAGGGGAUCCACUUCUACUUCUUGCUAUUUCAGGGUGUAUCAUUUCUACUAGUUGGCCUAGACUUGAUUGGUGAACAAGUGGACUGAGUGCAUGUUUGGAUACACGGCGGAAAACCACAGUGAGCCAAAAUUACGGUGCAUGAUUCAUAUACACCGAAAAAACAAGGAGGGGUAACCAGGCUCUGAAUCAUAUCAAUGAAGACACUUAUUGGGGUCACUGGAGAAUGAAUAGGACACAGAGCAGAGUGGUUUAUUUUCUUGCUCAUGCUCCUGUCCCUCCAGGCUUGUAAAUCACUUCCACGCAGUAAGAGACUAUUGUGUUUUUAUGGACUGAAAAGAUUUCAAUUUGAAAACAUGGGUGUAUAAUUAAGCUUACCCUUUCUUUUUUUCCUUUUCCAAUUCAAAUUUUGUAAUUUUAUGUGGAUUCCAUUCUGCUGGAUCAAUUCUUUCUUGUAAGAAAAUUUGUGGUUCUAACUUCAAACAUCAAUUUGGAACAAAA
This is a messenger RNA of Lotus japonicus, 3290 nucleotides long. Its product is annotated as probable xyloglucan glycosyltransferase 12. Gene Ontology annotation, molecular function: glycosyltransferase activity. The record is from RefSeq and is a predicted model, not a curated record. NCBI's taxonomy places the organism in Eukaryota, Viridiplantae, Streptophyta, Magnoliopsida, Fabales, Fabaceae. Bases 764 to 2878 code for a protein of 704 amino acids. The transcript has 5 exons. Gene Ontology annotation, cellular component: Golgi apparatus.